AUGGCACCUCGUCCAAACGAAUGGACACAGAUGCAACAGUUCCUGGAAGACUUUCAGGAAAAUUUUCAAGAUAAUAUGAGAAGAACAAUGGCUGAAGCAAUUCAGACCGGAGUCCAGGCAGGAGUACAAGCAGCUUUCGCCGCCAAUGCGGCAAACGCAGCUCAAGCAGCUCCACGCCAACGUCAAAACCGCCACCAUAAUCCUAUUUUCGAAGAACACCACGACGAUUCUGAUGAUGAUAAUCCGUUCGAAAACAACGACAACGACGACAACCCUAAUCACGAUCGUGCGCAACGACGUAGGAAUGAAAACGGAAAUCGAUGGACGUCGGGUAUCAAGAUGGAAGUUCCAGAGUUUCAUGGAGGUUCUCAACCAGAAGAUCUACUUGAUUGGUUUGUUGCGGUCGAUGAGUUCCUCGAAUUCAAAGAUGUACCAACCAACAAACAAGUACCUUAUGUGACAACUCGAUUCCGCGGUCACGCCGCAUCUUGGUGGAAUCAAUUAAAAAUAUCACGCACUCGCCGUGGUAAAGAGAAGAUUGUCUCAUGGGAUAAACUUAAGAAACACUUACGCAAAACGUUCAUUCCAUAUAACUUUGAGCGUCUGCUGUUUCAAAAGUUCCACAACAUUCGCCAAGGCACGCGUUCUGUGGACGACUACGCGAACGAGUUUUAUCAGAUGCUGACUCGUGUGGACAUUCAAGACUCAGAAGAUCAGCUUGUAGCUCGCUUUAUCGCAGGUCUACGGCAACAAUUGCAGACCAUGUUACACCAGUUUGAUCCUUCGUCCGUGGCAGAAGCUAGACAACGAGCAUUGUUGGUAGAGCAACAAACAAAAUUCACGACAAAUUCAUGGACCGGAAACAAUCGGCAGCGCAACAAUACGACCACCGAUGACAACAAAACAACCGCAGGGACGGAAUCAGGAACACGCGGAAAUAAUCGUACAACAGAAGCCGCUACAAACGCCCCUGAUACACGCCCUCCAGCACGCACUAGCGCGUUACGAUGUUUCACAUGUGGGGAAAACGGCCAUCGACAAACCGCUUGUCCCAAUAACGGUCGUAGAGGUUUAUUAGCGAAUGACAGAGAAAUCAUCGGUGAGCCUAUUUACGAUACGGACGAUGAUCAAAACAAUGAUGUUGAAGAAGAACAGGUUCAGGGAGAUACGGGCACUUUCCUCAUGAUUCGGCGAAAUUGUUUCGCUCCUAAGACUGACGAAGCCGUACAACGAACCGCACUGUUUAGCUCGACCUGUACAGUCAAAGGGAAGAUAUGUCGCUUUGUUAUUGAUUCGGGAUGUUCGGCUAAUGUAGUGUCCGAGGAAGCAGUACGCAAGCUUUCUCUAACAAGGGAAGCACACCCACAUCCUUAUCGACUUUUAUGGAUGCAAACAGGCUCCGAGGUCUACGUCUCUCAUCGCACAUUGAUUUCACUGUCCAUUGGUACUUUCUACAAAGAUACCAUGUACUGCGAUAUUGCUCCAAUGGAUGUCUCUCACAUCAUUCUCGGGAGACCCUGGCAGUACGACAGAGAAGUAGUUCACAAUGGCAAGUUAAACACACACUCCUUUAUGUUCCAAGGACGAAAGAUCACCUUACUUCCGUCCCCGGAGACAGAUCCAGCGAUCGUCAAACCCACACAGCAAAACUCAGGACAGCAAAACUUACUGAUCAUCUCCAAAGCCCAGUUUGAGCAAGAAUUACGAGCAACAUCUCCUUUCUAUGCUCUGGUCAUCCGCGCUCCGUCAACACCACAACAACUAUCUUGGCCGCCGGCCUUUGGUCCACUUUUAGAUGAGUUCUUGGAUCUUUUCCCGGAUGAGCUUCCAUCAGGACUUCCACCACUCCGUGAUAUUCAACAUCACAUAGACCUCCAACCAAAUUCGACAUUACCAAAUCGUGCGCAUUACCGAAUGAGCCCCGAGGAACACGAGGAACUCCGCAGACAGGUGGAAGAACUAUUAGUUAAAGGCUACGUCCGCGAAAGCUUAAGUCCGUGUGCCGUACCAGCACUCCUUAUACCAAAAAAAGACCGUUCAUGGCGUAUGUGCGUUGAUAGCCGGGCGAUAAACAAAAUUACUACUCGCUAUAGGUUCCCAAUUCCUCGUCUGGAUGAUCUCCUUGAUCAAAUCGGAAAAGCCUCAAUUUUUUCGAAACUUGAUCUCAAAAGCGGGUAUCAUCAAAUUCGUAUUCGUCCUGGGGAUGAGUGGAAAACUGCCUUCAAAACUAGGGAAGGCCUUUUUGAAUGGCUUGUCAUGCCGUUCGGAUUAUCUAAUGCUCCUAGCACGUUCAUGAGAGUUAUGAACCAAGCCCUCCGACCCUUUAUUGGGCGAUUUGUCGUCGUAUACUUCGACGAUAUAUUGAUAUUCAGUACAUGCUUGGAGGAUCACUUAGUUCACCUACGCAAUGUUCUCCUUGCGUUACGAAAAGAAAAGCUUUAUAUAGCCAAACAAAAUGUGAGUUUGGGACGUCUAGCGUGCUCUUCUUGGGCUAUGUCGUCUCCGCUGCAGGUCUGCAAGUCGACCCGGACAAAGUUGCGGCUGUUGCUACCUGGCCGACACCUACAACGAUCACAGAAGUCCGUAGUUUCCAUGGUCUAG
Messenger RNA from Brassica napus (rape), 2601 nucleotides. RefSeq lists its product as uncharacterized. NCBI's taxonomy places the organism in Eukaryota, Viridiplantae, Streptophyta, Magnoliopsida, Brassicales, Brassicaceae. Gene Ontology annotation, molecular function: nucleic acid binding; zinc ion binding. The coding region runs from base 1 to 2601 and encodes 866 amino acids. The record is from RefSeq and is a predicted model, not a curated record. The transcript has a single exon.